This is a messenger RNA of Caenorhabditis briggsae, 1107 nucleotides long. NCBI's taxonomy places the organism in Eukaryota, Metazoa, Nematoda, Chromadorea, Rhabditida, Rhabditidae. The coding region runs from base 1 to 1107 and encodes 368 amino acids. The record is from RefSeq and is a predicted model, not a curated record. The transcript has 5 exons.
AUGACUUCUUGGGAGACUGCCUUGAAGGAUGUGAGCAAUGGCUUGGGAUGCGUAUAUCACUUGCUCCGGGAAGAGCACAACGAUGAAUACACAGCUCCACCGUCUGUCGAGAAAAAAUUGGUUUCUGCUGGAGCCGAUAGCAACGGGAACACUCUUGAUGAUGUCAACCGAAUUUUGAAAGCAAGCCAGCUACUCGAUAACGACCGUGUUUGGGAGGAAAUUAUGGAGAAAACCCCAGCUGUGUCGACAAGCGCUGAUCAUCCAAAGACACGUAUCCGAAUCGAGGUCAGAACAGUGGUGAAUACAAAAACGGACCCACCGACGCUAACCGAGUCGAUUAGAAUCUUCAAUCAGGGACCAGGCCCGCUCAAUAUCGACCCAAUGGCAGUUAUCCGAAAAGUCCGCAGUACUCGCCCACGAGACGCUCGUGGAUUCCCAAUCCUGCCGCCAGGAUUGACAUUUGGAACCAGCACACCAUCACCAUCGCAGCGUAUAAACAUUUCUCCACACCCAAUCUCUGAGGCGCCCGUCCCACAAGAACCCCGAUUUCCUGAUCAACCCCAAGCCAACGAUCCUCUCCCAUUCCAUACCAACGCUUAUGACUCUCCACCACCAAGUCCAGGACACGAGAUGGAAGAUCAUGCCGAUCAUAUGCGUCACGAUCCAAAUGGAGCCAUUCCGACACUCGCCGAGCUUGGAUUGUCAGAAGAUGAUGGUGUUCAGGGGAACAACAAUUCUGAUGAAGACAAGAACACAUUUUGUCAUAUCAAACUCUGCAAUUCGUUCCAUCAUCUUCUGAAGACUACUCCGGAGAAUGUUCAGGUACUGAAAUUAAUGCAAGAGAAUGGUUUUGAAAACUAUGAUUUACAGGAUAAGCAGAACAUUCUAAAGGAACUGCUGCAUCACUCUGAUGUAAUUCUUCGCAAGGCGAUCGAGAAUUGUCCAAGUGCAAUUACAGAGGAGCUGGUGGAGCUUGCUGCUUCCAUUGUGCUCAUCAAUAACUCUCUCCAGCGUUCUACUAAUUAUCAGGCUUUCCAAUCCAACUCUGGAAUCGCUCUGUCUCUCGUCAUGAGAGUCAAGACUGCCAUUGAGAAACACAUCAUCUAG